CCCAAAAGCCCAGAGCAAUUCUCGUGGCUACAAUGCGUGAAGCGUUUUUGUCCCAACACCCUUCUUCCAUUUCAUUUUCCCACACCAGCUUCUCCUCCUUCACCUUCUCCGUAAUCUUCCUUCGAUUCGAUUCUCAGUUCCCAAUCGCACUUCCAAUUCUGUAGACCGAGAUGGCUGGAGGAGUUAUGCUACAGUUAUUGAGGAGGAAACUCCAGCCUCAUUCUCUGAAUCCUUCUAUGUCAUCUGGUUCUGGCUCUGCUGGCAGCAGCUCCUUAAGAGCUCUUGCGCUAAUUGGAGCUGGCAUCUCAGGUUUUUUGGGUUUUGCAACAACUGCAUCAGCUGAUGAAGCAGAGCAUGGCCUGUCAUGUCCAAGCUAUCCAUGGCCUCACGAGGGCAUCCUCAGUUCAUAUGAUCAUGCUUCGAUACGUCGUGGUCAUCAAGUUUAUCAACAAGUCUGUGCUUCCUGUCAUUCUAUGUCUUUGAUAUCAUACCGUGAUUUGGUUGGUGUUGCAUAUACAGAAGAAGAGGUCAAGGCUAUGGCAGCUGAGAUUGAGGUGGUUGAUGGGCCUAAUGAUGAGGGGGAGAUGUUUUCACGCCCCGGUAAACUCAGUGAUCGCUUUCCGGAGCCUUAUGCAAAUGAAUCAGCUGCUAGGUUUGCCAAUGGAGGAGCCUACCCUCCAGAUCUAAGUCUUAUUACCAAAGCUCGUCACAAUGGUCAGAACUAUGUAUUCUCCCUUCUAACCGGCUAUCGUGAACCCCCUGCUGGUAUCGUGAUCAGAGAAGGACUGCACUAUAAUCCUUAUUUUCCUGGUGGGGCCAUUGCCAUGCCUAAGAUGCUUAAUGAUGGCGCUGUUGAAUAUGAAGAUGGAACCCCUGCUACAGAAUCUCAGAUGGGGAAAGAUGUUGUGUCAUUUUUGUCAUGGGCAGCUGAGCCUGAGAUGGAAGAGAGAAAACUGAUGGGAUUUAAGUGGAUAUUUGUACUAUCACUGGCAUUACUUCAAGCUGCCUAUUAUCGUCGCCUUCGGUGGUCUGUUCUCAAGUCUCGCAAGCUGGUUCUUGAUGUUGUCAAUUAGCUGCCUUCAAGUUUACUUUUCAAUUAAAAAAAGAUUUUCUUUGGCAAUAAUUUUGUCAAAUCUUAUCAUGUCAAAUUCGUUGAUGGAGUAACAGGAAGCCUGUUCAAUUUUUGUUUGAGAUAGAAAUAAAGCUGCUACAUGUACGUGAGAGAUACGUUACUUCACUUUUCUUCCUCCUCAGACCUGUGUAUUUCUUACCUUCUCCAGGACCCUCGUAAGCUGGAUUUUUAUAUAUUCGACCCAUGAUUGGGGUUUAUUUUGGUUUA
This is a messenger RNA of Lotus japonicus, 1339 nucleotides long. RefSeq names its product cytochrome c1-2, heme protein, mitochondrial-like. Gene Ontology annotation, biological process: mitochondrial electron transport, ubiquinol to cytochrome c. The transcript is spliced from 8 exons. Lineage: Eukaryota; Viridiplantae; Streptophyta; Magnoliopsida; Fabales; Fabaceae. Gene Ontology annotation, molecular function: heme binding; electron transfer activity. The record is from RefSeq and is a predicted model, not a curated record. The coding region runs from base 171 to 1073 and encodes 300 amino acids.